CAACAUUUUCCUACCAAUUUCGACAAAGAAGUAAUUUUCCAACAAAUAUUUAUCUUCAGGCGACUGCGAUUAUAGUUGUUAUGAAAUUCAUGUCACCCUGGUUGUUUGCUUUCUUUUGGUGGCAUUUGAAUUAUUUGCGACGGAUAGUAAAUUAAACAUAAUUGCUUUGUCGGGUGCCUCAGAUUUCUCAUUUGUGAUAAUAAAUGCGAGGCUGCUAAUUUGCAUGAACAUACGUUGGAAGCGGAAUGCCAACCAGUUUGGAAUCCAGAGAGAAAUGAUUUCCGAGACACAGACGAGAAAAGCACUAAACAAUAAUAUGGCAAGAAAUCUGGUGCUAUUUGAGAGAACGUUUAGUGCCAUAGUCAGCUGGUUUUCAGAGGAUUGAAAUGAGUGAUGAUUUGAUCAAAGUUGGUGAAUACAUCCGACAACGAUGGAAAAUUAUAAAGAAAAUUGGGGGUGGUGGGUUUGGGGAGAUUUACCAAGCCCACGAUACAAAUACACAGCAUAUGGUUGCAUUAAAGCUAGAGUCAGCAACAACAACAAAACAGGUUCUGAAAAUGGAAGUUGCUGUGAUAAAGAAAUUACAAGGUGACCAGCAUGUCUGUGAAUUUGUGAGCUGUGGUCGUAAUGACCGCUUCAACUAUGUUGUGAUGUCUCUAGUUGGUCCCAACUUAGCUGAGCUAAGAAGAAAUCAGCAGAAGGGACUUUUUACACAGAGUACUUAUCUUCGACUUGGCAUUCAAAUUAUUGAAUGUAUCAAAGCUAUUCAUGACUGUGGAUUCUUGCACCGGGAUGUUAAGCCUUCGAAUUUUGCAAUCGGAAACACCAUAGACACAAAGAAGCUCGUGUUUAUGCUAGAUUUUGGCCUAAGCAGACAAUAUGUGAAUAACGAGGGGCAUGUCAGGACGCCACGUCCUGUCGCUGGUUUCAGGGGGACUGUACGCUAUGCGUCCAUUAACGCUCACGAUAAUAAGGAAAUGAGUCGUCGAGACGAUUUGUGGUCCGUGUUUUAUAUGCUUGUGGAAUUUGCACAAGGAGGCCUACCAUGGAGAAAGCUGAAAGAUAAGGAAGAAGUUGGCACAUUCAAGAAGGCGUAUGAUCACAAGCAGCUGUUGAGACAACUGCCGAUUGAGUUCAAAGGUUUUUUGAAGCACAUUGAGGAACUGAGAUAUGCUGAUCGGCCGGAUUAUGAGUAUUUGGAGUGUUGCUUUGCGGAUGCUAUGUCGCGCAAAGGUGUUCACGAAAACGAGCCAUUCGAUUGGGAAAAGGCGUCCGCUGACGGAUCAUUAACAACAACAACCGUUUCCAGUACUCCUGGAAACUAUAACCCGACGCCCAAAGGUUUGAAACCGGAUAUUGCAGCUACCAACAUUUCUGAAUUGCCAAGGACAAACGAGGCUGCACUUAAUGAUGACAGUUUUAAGAAUGAUAAUAUUCGGCAAAAAGAUAAGCGAAGGUGGAGCUUUGCUGAAACUGGCCUAGCAGGGGAAGACAAAAGAACGGAUCUGGAGGCAGACAAAGUCCUAGCAGCGAUGGAUAUGGUGGAUGGAGUGCCAGAAGGACCAAGGCCUCAGCUCAAAUUAACCAAGGAAGCCGCUAUUCCAGUGCGACUACCAAAAUCUUUCUUGCAAGCAAUGAAAGAAACUAUUCUCAAAGACACAAAACUAUUGGCCGGUAUUCCUAAGGAUGUGAAGGCGCACGAGAAUUCUUCGGAGUCAAAAACGGGGCCUGGGAACCAAAGGGAUCAUCCGCAAAUGCUUGAAGAUGUUGUUGAAACUGAAGAAAAGAAGCCGGGGGAGGGCGCUGAUGGGAAUCUGCCGCUGAAUAAUCAAGGAGAAGGAGUAGCGGGCGCUGAACAAAAAAUUUGUAAAGGAGUAAGUAUGGAAAAUAAGGUCUAUGGGGCUGAAGCUGAAGAUAAUAGAAAUGUUGUUCAAGAGUCCUUCGAAAUUAGGAUAAAUACAGCAGAAAAAGAUUCCCGUGAUAAGGGAGAUAAUGAUUUUGAAGAAAAUUUGAAUAAAGUUCAUAAAAGUGAGUCAGACGAUGUAGCCGCGCCAAAAGUAGAAGAUCAGACUAUAGACAAGAAUGACUUAGUGGUAGACAAAGUCAAAGAGGCAACAGGGCGUCCUAAGGAGGCUGAAGCAGGUAUAGGAUUCUGUGGAGUCGAGAAUGACAAUAAUGACAAAGACAUUAAAGUAGGUAUAUCGGAUCACGAUAACAGGGAACGCAUAGGGAGUAAUCUUAGUUUUGAGAAGGAGGCUCAGAUAUUUCACGAUGAGGCAAAGUCGGCACGGUCAGAAUCAAAAAAGGGUUCUGGCCAUAAAGGGAAUGAUGUAGAUGGAUCUUUUGAUAAACUCGACAUGGAGAAUAAUGAAAAUUCGGUGAAGGGACAAUCGAGGGAUGGCAUCGUUGAAAAACCUCAAAAUCAUAAUGAAAAUUGUUCGCUGAUGUCUGAAGGUAAAGAUUUCAUUAGUGGGAAAAUGUUCCAAGGAAAACUCGAUGAGUUGGAUCCAUCAGAUAACAAUCAAAAAAUACUUGUACGCGAUUCUAUAGAUGGCAUUUUCAUCUCAAAAUGGAAGGCAAAGGUUGAUAAUAAAGAUAGUGCUAAAGAGAUGACAGAACCUGCGAAUAUUGGCAAAGAUAAUAUACCUGAGAGUCCUGUUGGUUCUCCAAGAAAGUGCUCAUCGGAAAAGGCAAUCAUUAGAAAUGACAGCAAUGAUUCAAAGGUGAGUGAUACGACCAACAGUAAGGAAUCAAUCAGUAAACGAAGAACUAGAUCUGCCUCUGACCAGCACACAUCAAAAACACUGUCAAUUUUGAAGGGAUUCUUUGAGGCGUUAGAUCGAAAGAAGCUCCAGCGACAGCUUAGUGCAAGCAAAGAAAGCCACGUGCUUGAGAAAUCGACCAAGAUGGAGUCAUCAGAAACUGGGGAGGUUUUAAAUGCUGCCUUGGGGGAAGUACCAAAGCAGGAGAGUGUGGUGUCUGUGAGUUCAAGAAUAGAGUCGAAAUUUGCGGCUAAUAAAGAAGUAGAGCGGGAGACGUCCGGUGAAGCAGUACGCGGGGGAGAUUUUGCAGAGAUUGAACCGGAAACAGGGUCAAAAAACCUUCUAGAUGGAGGGUCAGAUAAUGAUUAUCCAGGUGACCUGGUAGGGGAAUCCCUUCCUUGUGAAGAAGAGCGAGCUGAAAUAUGUAGUCCUACAGAAGCACGCAAGGCUGAUGGUGCAAGCAAUCUCAGGGAAAUCUUAACUGGAAUUAAGGGUGAAACAUGUCUGUCGCGAAAAGAAAAGGCUGGUCUUUGUGAAGGUAGAACAGAAAAGGAAAGUAAAUUAUCUGAAGAAAAUGGUUAUGAUAAAAAAGAGAUUAGAGCAGAUGAUGAUGAAAUGUUAUUACCGCGAUCGUCUGCUCUUGUUGAAAAGGUCAGACCCCGUGGUGGCCAUAGCUUCAAAAUUGAGAACGUUCAGGUUGACGUGAGAACAAGUGAAAAUCUUAUUCCGGUUGUGAGAACUGAUUUUAACGCGAAAAAGUUUCAUUCCGAACAUGGAGAAAAUGCUACUGGAGAUGCUGUUUUCAGCAUAACAUUCAAGAGGUCUGACGAUGUCGACUAUCAUUCUGCGAUAAGAAAUAGUGGUGAAAAUUUGGGAAUGAUUGCCUUGGAAGCAAAUGCAGGUUUAAAGAAUCAUAUCAAUGGUAGAUCCGAUGUUGAAGAUGUUUGUAAGAGAAAUGAAGAUUUUGCCGAAAAUGGUAAUGAAACAAAAGUGCGCAAUGCUACAGUGGACUCGCUUCCGAGAACAGAAGACGUGUACUUAUCGCACCGAAUGGUCGAACAAAUCUCACAGGAUGCUAUUGGAGUGCAUGAAAGGAGAACGGGAAUACCCGAAUCGAAGAAUUUUGAUGAAGACGAUGUCAACAUGUCCGAUAGUGCUGGAAGAACCAGAAACGAGAAGAGCAUGCCAACUGAUUCUGCGGUGAAAAUAUCACUUGCGGAAGGUGGUAAUGCGGAAAGCCGUAUUCAGAGUUAUUUUAUUGUAUCAGAGAAAUCUAUGGGAAUGCAGGGAGGCAACCUCGUUGAAAAUAUACGCAAAGAUCCCGGGGUAGAGAUAAAAAAGCGCAGACAGAAGGUUCAUGGAGAUGGAGAGAAAAAUGCGGGGAUUAGCAGACCGGAAAAAAUUAUACCGAAGCCACCGCACGGUAGAGCCCGAGGUCGGCCGGUUAGUGGCCGCCUGCGUCGAUACCGACUGGCUGCUAAAAGCAUUGAUCACAUUGAUGCAACAGCCAAACCAAAACCAACUAGGUAACUAGCAACUAUCAAUUCUCCGGAGUUGCCCAUUCAUCCUUUCAAGAAAAUGGCGGAUUUUCAAACAUUUGCGGGGUCUUGCUGGGGACACAAUCAUAUUUAAAGUUAAAUUUCAAAGUUUUGCUGUUAUUUUAAUUUGUAAAUAGUAAAAGAUAUACAAUAGCUCUAAAUGUUGUAAAUUACCAAAUUAUUUGUAACCUUAUGUAAAAUAUUCACCUGGUGAAAUGAAUUUUUUGUAAAUAUACGCUUUUGUAUAUUUUGUUAAUAAUAUAACUUAGUUAAUUCAAA
Messenger RNA from Rhopilema esculentum, 4579 nucleotides. RefSeq lists its product as uncharacterized. The record is from RefSeq and is a predicted model, not a curated record. Lineage: Eukaryota; Metazoa; Cnidaria; Scyphozoa; Rhizostomeae; Rhizostomatidae. Gene Ontology annotation, molecular function: ATP binding; protein kinase activity. Gene Ontology annotation, biological process: protein phosphorylation.